AUGUUCCCCCUCCAUCUCCUCACCGUGUUCUUCAUCGGCAGCAGUGUGGAGGGCCACGAGGACCCGAGGGAGGAUGAGGAGGGGUGGGAGGAGAAGAGGAGGGAGGGGGAGGACAGCAGGAGGCCCAUGUACGACCUGUCCCUGUACAAACGGGGUGACCUCCUGGAGGUGCCCAGGACCCUGUUCACCCACUUUGGCAUCUAUCUGGGCAACAACAGGGUGGCACACCUGAUCCCAGACAUCGUGCCUUUGUUCUCCACCAACAAGGACAUUAUCAGCGAGAUGGUGACCAACGACCGUCUCAUCAUGGGGGUGAUCGCCAAGCAGGCCAGCGUACGCGUGGACACAGUGGAGGACUUUGCCUACGGCUCAAAGAUUCUGGUCAACCACAUGGACCAUGUGUGCAGCCAGCUCGCCCUAGACGCAGAGGAGGUGGCUCAGCGGGCAGAGAAGCUGCUGGGCGACGUGGCCUACAGCCUGCUGUGGUUUAACUGUGAGCACUACGUCAUGUACUGCCGCUAUGGCACGGCCAUCAGCUUUCAGACCUACCAGUUCUGUAAGGCAGUGAGGAAGAUCUUCUGCAGCAGGAAGUGUGCCCUCCUGUCGGCCCUGACCGGCAUGGGCAUCAUGAGCUACCUCGGCUCCGUCACGCCACUCACCACCCUGCCCACCAUCCUCACCCCCUUCCUCAUCUGGAUGGCAUCGUAG
Messenger RNA from Alosa sapidissima (American shad), 708 nucleotides. RefSeq names its product lecithin retinol acyltransferase family protein. Gene Ontology annotation, biological process: retinol metabolic process. Gene Ontology annotation, molecular function: phosphatidylcholine-retinol O-acyltransferase activity. Lineage: Eukaryota; Metazoa; Chordata; Actinopteri; Clupeiformes; Clupeidae. The coding region runs from base 1 to 708 and encodes 235 amino acids. The record is from RefSeq and is a predicted model, not a curated record. The transcript has 2 exons.